Salvelinus namaycush (lake trout) is the source of this 1437-nucleotide messenger RNA. RefSeq names its product finTRIM family, member 14-like (gene ftr14l). Gene Ontology annotation, molecular function: protein binding; zinc ion binding. The coding region runs from base 1 to 1437 and encodes 478 amino acids. The transcript is spliced from 7 exons. The record is from RefSeq and is a predicted model, not a curated record. Lineage: Eukaryota; Metazoa; Chordata; Actinopteri; Salmoniformes; Salmonidae.
AUGUCUCGCCGUGCCAGUACCUUGGACCUGGACAUUACCAGCAAGUACAGCACUUUGGGAGGGCAGGCCCAACGGCGCUCCACUACCCUGAGUUCCCAGUCUCAGCCCAAAACCUCCAAGCCAGGUGAUGUCCUUUGUGACUUCUGCACCACUCGGAAACAGAAGGCUGUGAAGUCCUGCCUACUGUGCCUGGCCUCCUACUGUGAGACCCACCUCCAGUCCCACUAUGAGUACCCAGCCUUGAUGAAACACAAGCUGGUGAAGGCCACGGGCCAGAUGAGGGAGAAGAUCUGUGCCCAGCACGACAAGCUGCUGGAGGUGUUCUGCCGCACCGACCAGACCUCAGUCUGUGUCCUCUGCAUGAUGGAUGAACACAAGCGCCACGACACUGUGCCGGCUGGCACUGAGAGGGUUGAGAAACAAAAACAGCUGGGGUCCACUCUAAUGAAGUCUCAGCAGAGGAUUGAUCAGAGAGUGAAGAAGUGGACAGACCUUCGCCAGGCUGUGGAGUCAGUCAAGCACUCUGCACAGGCGGUGUUGGAUGAAAACGAACGUAUCUUCACAGAGCUGCUGCGCUCCAUAGAGAGAAGGUACAUAGAGGUGAGGGAGCUGGUGCGAGCCCAGGAGAAGACCACAGUGAUCCAGGCUGAGGGACUGUUGGACCGCCUGGAAGAAGAGAUAACUCUGCUGAGGAAGAAACACACUGACCUGGAGAAACUCUCCCACACUGACGACCACAUACACUUCCUACAGAGCUGGCAGUCUCUGUCUGGUCCCUCUGGGUAUGAGGAUCUAAACAAUGUCACUGUCGUGCCAUACUACUCCUUCGAUGGAGCCAAGAGAGCCAUCGCUGCGUUGAAGGUGCAAGUGGAGGAAAUCAACAAGACGGAAAUCAGCAAAAUCGCCUCAGCAGACCUGGUCCAGCCGACCCUGGAUGUCAACAGUGCCCACCCCAACCUGUACCUAUCUGAGGGCAACACUGUAGCCAAGAUGAUGAGCGAACCCAAGAACUACCCAGACCAUCCAGACAGGUUCGACCACUGGCAGCAGCUGCUGUGUAAGGAGGGUCUGUCAGGGAGUCGCUGCUACUGGGAGGUAGACUGGAGAGGAACGGAGAUAGACAUCGCCGUCACCUUUCAGAGCAUCAACCGCAAGGGCAACAGCAACGAAUGUAGCCUGGGUUGGAACGACAAGUCCUGGAGCCUGUACUGCUCUGAGGACAAAUAUUCCUUUGUGCACAAGAACCAGAGCACAGAUAUAGCCAAGCCCAGGUCCUCAAGGGUAGGAGUGUAUGUGGACCAGAUAAAGGGGACUCUGGCGUUUUACAGUGUGUCUGAUAGCAUGAACCUCCUUCACAAAGUACAGACCACCUUCAUAGAGCCUCUCUACCCUGCCUUCAGUGUGUGGGGCUUUGGUUCCAGUGUGAAACUAGUAUAA